Molecule: messenger RNA, 1149 nt
Organism: Staurois parvus
Lineage: Eukaryota; Metazoa; Chordata; Amphibia; Anura; Ranidae
Source: the annotation of a GenBank genome assembly
AGAUCUCCAUCAUUACAGCGGGGGACACGGCCAUCAAAGAGGACCUGUCACCGCCAACGUCCCAGCUGCCAGUCCACUGCUGAUUGGCUGACAACGGCGGCAGGAAUAUAGAGGGGAGUGCAGGCCACACCGGAGUUGAAGGAGUUCUUUGCCAAGGCUCGGAAUGGAUCCAUCCGGCUUAUAAAAGUUGUCAUUGAAGAUGAGCAGCUGGUGUUGGGCGCACACAAGGAGCUGCGACAUAACUGGGACCAAGACUACGACGCCUUCAUCCUCCCGCUUCUGGAAGACACGCAGCCAUGCUACAUCCUCUACCGCCUGGACAGCCAGAACGCACAGGGAUUCGAGUGGCUCUUCCUGUCGUGGUCACCUGAUCAUUCUCCGGUGCGGCUGAAAAUGUUGUACGCAGCAACCAGGGCGACUGUGAAGAAAGAGUUCGGGGGAGGACACAUCAAAGAUGAAAUGUUUGGGACGCUAAAGGAAGACGUUGCCCUCCACGGUUACCAGAAACACGUCUCUUCUUGUGCUGCGCCGGCACCACUGACCGCGGCUGAGCAGGAACUGCAGCAGAUCAAGAUAAACGAGGUGAAGACGGAGAUCAGUGUGGAGAGCAAACAGCAGACGCUGCAGGGGCUGUCCUUCCCGCUCAGGCCGGAGGCGGAGGAGGCCGUCCAGCUGCUGAAACAGAAGAAGAUCAACUACAUCCAACUGAAAUUGGAUAUAGAAAAGGAAACCAUUGACCUGGUCCACACCAAGCACACGGACAUCCAGGAUCUACCGGCCAGAGUCCCCAAAGACUCGGCUCGCUAUCACUUCUUUCUGUACAAACACUCCCACGAAGGAGACUACCUGGAGUCUAUAGUGUUCAUCUACUCCAUGCCGGGAUACAAGUGCAGUAUAAAGGAGCGCAUGCUGUACUCCAGCUGUAAGAACCGUCUCCUGGAGUCCGUGGAGCAGGAAUACCAGCUGGACAUCGCCAAAAAGAUUGAAAUCGAAGACGGGUCUGAAUUGACGUCCGAGUUCCUCUACGACGAAGUCCACCCCAAACAACACGCCUUCAAACAGGCCUUCGCCAAACCCAAGGGACCCGCCGGGAAGCGCGGCCAAAAGCGCCUUAUCAAAGGCCCCGGGGAAAACGGAGAGGACAGUUAA